CAAGCCCGAACACUUUCUCUCCUGGAAAUGAGCGUGGUCAGAACCGCUAGGUAACAUUUUCGAGCCAACCAGUUUUUAUCAGUCAGCCGACAUUGUCGUCGGGAUUCAAAGGCCUUCCAGUCUGCUGGAUCGAGCGCUUUUACUGUUUUCUAAUUUAAUGAACUCAUCACUGUCACACCUCUGGAAACGGCUAUUCAUUAGAUUACUCUCGUAAAAAAAUGCAGUUGUCAUGGGUGUGCGCCCUUCUCCUCGGCUGUUUCCUUGCACUUGGCCACGUGACAUCAGCCCCUAGCCCCCAGGAGCCAGCGUUUGAAUUGCCAGUGCAAUUGGUCGGAUUUCCCGUGAUAAUCGCCGCUGUCAGGAUAACCAAUUUUGUCAAGAAACUUGCCUACUCUGUGAAUCCACAGACGUAUACCAGUCGUUUGAAGAGGUCCCUUCCCGAAACUUCUCCAGAAAUAUUUGAUGUAAUACAAGUGGAGAAGAAAUUAGUCUCUGAAAUGGGUGAGAAUGUCUGUAUUUAUGAGAAAAUAUGCGCUAGCCACGCAGAAAUUACGCUGAAACAAGGGCAGAUCCAGGAGAAUCUCGAUUGGGAAGAGAUUUUCAGUCAGUACAAGGCGUCACCGGAUCCUAUGAAGGAAAACUACUUGCUCAGUGUUUUCUUGGGGGACAUUGUUGGUAGCCCGAGGUUGUGUCAUCAACUUGCUAAACGUCGGGCCUGUGAGCAGGCACUCACCGACUGAAGGGAAAGUGAUGACACAUGAUGAUGAUAUAGUCAUGCAGCUCUCUAGGCGAUAGGUGGAGAAACUUCCGUGAAUGUGCUAUAGACAGAACAUGUAAAUAAUUCUCGGUGAAAUAUUUUAGAUUGAAUUUUGUAGUGAUAUAACUCAGGUGUGUUAUGUGUUAAUGUUAAAUAUGAAAUUGUGGUGGAAUAAAUGUGUUCUCUUGUUGAA
Diachasmimorpha longicaudata is the source of this 950-nucleotide messenger RNA. RefSeq lists its product as uncharacterized. Lineage: Eukaryota; Metazoa; Arthropoda; Insecta; Hymenoptera; Braconidae. The transcript is spliced from 5 exons. The record is from RefSeq and is a predicted model, not a curated record. The coding region runs from base 219 to 740 and encodes 173 amino acids.